UCAGCUGAUAUGGGAAAAUUCUCUGGGAAAAAAUGUCGCUUGCUGUCGAUGUUAUGGCUUACGACGUUUUUCUUCUUCGUAGAAAUAGUCGUAGGUUAUAUAACAAAUUCAAUGGCCUUAGUGGCAGAUAGUUUUCAUAUGUUGAGCGACGUCGCAGCAUUAGUUGUAGCUUUUUUAUCCGUUAAGUAUAAUAGUAAAUUUAUAAGUUUUUAUGAACUUUCAGAACAUGGUAGUUCCCAUGGUCAUUCACACGGAAGACUGUCGCAUAGUAGAAAUAGACUAACCCAACUAGCGAUAACGGACGACAACGAAAACGACGAAACGUUUCCUAGUCCUCCUCCACCGACGACCCAAUUAGGCGAGAAAGAGCUGACCCACAGUCAUUCAUCUGGUCAGAUGAACAUGCGCGGAGUUUUUUUGCACGUUUUGUCUGAUGCUCUCGGUUCGGUUAUUGUGAUAGUAUCUGCGUUAGUAUUUUGGUUAACCGACUGGAAAUAUAAAUAUUACAUUGAUCCAGCUCUCAGUAUUCUUUUAGUUUUAUUAAUCUUGAAUUCGGUAUGGCCGCUAUUAAGAGACUCGGCACUUAUUUUGCUUCAAACGGUUCCGACUCACAUUCAAGUCGACGCUAUCCAAAACAGACUGUUGUCGAAAGUAGACGGCGUUCUGGCAGUCCACGAAUUCCACGUCUGGCAGCUGGCCGGCGAUAGAAUCAUUGCUUCAGCUCAUAUCAGGUGUAGAAAUCUUUCUGAGUACAUGAAAAUCGCAGAAAAGGUGAAAGAAUUCUUCCACAAUGAAGGGAUUCAUUCGACAACGAUCCAACCGGAAUUCAUAGACUACACGGAUAUACCCACCACUUCGAGGGUACAGGAACCUAUGACCGAAGAUUUAAAUUCUAGAGGCAGCUAUUAUAUCCAUAGCUGCCCACAGUUAAGCAGCUAUCCACCAAAAACCAAUUCGGUAUGUAAAGAUGUAAAGGGUGAUGUGGAGCACUUCAAAUGUUUCUGGUUUAUGCAUGAACGAAGUGGUCUAAACCUUGAUUUUUAA
This is a messenger RNA of Diabrotica balteata, 1044 nucleotides long. The record is from the annotation of a GenBank genome assembly. NCBI's taxonomy places the organism in Eukaryota, Metazoa, Arthropoda, Insecta, Coleoptera, Chrysomelidae.